Molecule: messenger RNA, 849 nt
Organism: Mercenaria mercenaria
Lineage: Eukaryota; Metazoa; Mollusca; Bivalvia; Venerida; Veneridae
Exons: 5
Coding region: 187-660 (157 amino acids)
Source: RefSeq, a predicted model, not a curated record
GAUUACUUUUCAGGUCGCGCGUUCAUUGACACCGCAUGCAAGACGCAGACGGCGUCUUAUGCCACACGCACGGGUGUGUCAGAGUUGUUUGCAGCAAGUUUGUCAAGAUUACUUAGUCAUGAACUUGGUCAUAACUUCGGAAGUCCACACGACGGAUCAGCAUCGUGUCCAGAAGGGAAAUACAUAAUGUCACCAUAUUUCGUGACGCCAUCAGAUACAGCGCCAGAUUUCAACAAAUUUUCCUCCUGUUCGGCGGCCUCUAUUGCGUCUUAUCUAUCAAGCAUACCUUCCUCCGAGUUUGAAGAGUGCCUGUAUAAUAAUAAACCGAACAACACAGAAUUUAUGGAAAAUUUCUGUCAAGGGACCACAGGCUCCAACUACAAUCUAACAGCCCAAUGCAAGACACACUUUGGAGACAGCGCAUUCGUCUGUGCUAACGGGAUGCCCGGUAUCAGUGAUGGAUUUGUCCCUUUCGACGGGUGCCGCCUCGACUCUUCUGACGUCCAGCCCUUACUACGAUGUAGUGAUGGAGGCAGCUGUUCAACGACGAAUAACGUAUACACAAUCUGGCCAGGAACACCGUGUCUUAACCAAAACGAAACUCAAGGAAACCGGGUUUGUUUCGAUGGAGUAUGUUCGGACCCUGUAGAUUUUUGCUGAUCACUGUCCUCUCAGAUUUAACGAUGCCCACAACCGAAUCACCGACAAGACGACCACUAUUUUAAGACAUUUUAGAAACUAUAUUGUUGCAAGUUCAGAAACGUUUUUAAUGAAAGGCAUACACAUAUGUAUGGUGGAAUGUCAGUCAUGAUUUAGGAAAGAGAAGCAAUAAAAUGUUCCCUCAGCAUU